AUGUCUACUGAUGAUAUAGUUUGGGAAGUAAUCAACCAAAGUUUCUGUUCUCACAGAAUCAAAACUCCAAGUGGUCAAAUCUUCUGUAGAGAUCCAUAUAAUGUGACCGGUUUAUGCACCAGACAAUCAUGUCCAUUAGCAAACUCCAAAUAUGCAACUGUUAGAUCGCAUAAUGGAAGAAUUUAUCUUUACAUCAAAACGCCAGAAAGAGCACAUACGCCGGCUAAAUUAUGGGAGAAGAUUAAACUUUCCAAAAACUAUAUUAAAGCAUUGAAGCAAAUAGACGAACAUCUUUUACACUGGAACAAAUUCUUUCGUCAUAAAUGUAAACAGAGAUUCACUAAAUUGACUCAAGUGGCCAUCACAGAAAGACGUCUUGUUAUGAGAGAAGAAGAAAGACAUUAUGUUGGUGUUGCACCAAAAAUAAAGAGAAGAGAAGCUAAUAGAGAAAGAAAAGCACUUGCUGCAGCCAAGAUCGAAAAGGCUAUUGAAAAGGAAUUGCUGGAUAGAUUGAAGAGUGGAGCAUAUGGUGAUAAACCAUUGAAUGUAGAUGAAAAAGUAUGGAAGAAAAUUCUUGGUAAAUUGGAUGAAGAGAAUGAAAUGGAGGAAGAUGAGGAAGAAGAAGAUUGGGAAGAAGAAUCUGAUGACGGUGAAGUUGAAUAUGUAGCAGCUGAUGAAGAAAAUGAAUAUGUGGAUCCUGAAGAAUUAGAGAAAUGGUUAGCUGAUUCUGAUAGAGAAUACUCUUCUGAUGAGGAUGAAAGUACUAGUGAAGAUGAAAGUAGUAGCAGUGAAGAAGAUGAAGGGGAAGGUAAUGACAAUUCCUCAUCUAAGAAACGUAAAAAAUCUACUACAAAAAAGAACAAACGUCCAAAGGUUGAAAUUGAAUUUGAAGAAGAAAGAGAAUUACAACCUGCAGAAGAAGGAUUGGCUCAUUAG
Arxiozyma heterogenica is the source of this 936-nucleotide messenger RNA. It is a transcript of the gene MAK16, whose product is annotated as ribosome biosynthesis protein MAK16. The record is from RefSeq and is a predicted model, not a curated record. The transcript has a single exon. Gene Ontology annotation, cellular component: nucleolus; preribosome, large subunit precursor. The coding region runs from base 1 to 936 and encodes 311 amino acids. Gene Ontology annotation, biological process: maturation of LSU-rRNA; maturation of 5.8S rRNA. Lineage: Eukaryota; Fungi; Ascomycota; Saccharomycetes; Saccharomycetales; Saccharomycetaceae.